Messenger RNA from Sphaeramia orbicularis (orbiculate cardinalfish), 1936 nucleotides. It is a transcript of the gene ltap1, whose product is annotated as lipid transport auxiliary protein 1. The record is from RefSeq and is a predicted model, not a curated record. NCBI's taxonomy places the organism in Eukaryota, Metazoa, Chordata, Actinopteri, Kurtiformes, Apogonidae. The coding region runs from base 227 to 1048 and encodes 273 amino acids. Gene Ontology annotation, biological process: phagocytosis. The transcript has 9 exons.
CGGAAGUCAACAAACCAAACGGUCAAAUGCAACAACUCAAAGCACUUUAUUAAACUUCUGCGCGUAUGCAUUUUUUGUUUCGUACCUUUUAACCUUCAUGAAUUUUAGAACCGACAACUGGAAUGAAACCGUGUGCCUUACGGGAACCAACCGAGGGCCGUGUUUUGUUUGUCGCUUAGCUAACAUUGACGCUUUUUUCGUUGAAGGUUGAACAGACAGACUCAAAAUGCUCAGUGAGUCUCUGUCACGGAACGUCAACGUUGUUCUUGUGAUGGCCUACGGAAGGUCUGCUUUCGUUGGAUUCGUUUCUUACUAUGUUUGGUUUUGUGUGUUUGUUUUGCUCUUCAUCUUUGUGAAAAGACAAAUUAUGCGAUUUGCCAUGAAGUCUCGAAGAGGACCACAUGUUCCUCUUGGCCACAAUGCUCCUAAGGAGCUGAGACAAGAAAUAGAGGCCAAACUGUGCCAGGUCCAGAAAAUCCACUUUGAGCCUCGUCUGCUGUCCCCAGAUGAUGAUAGGCUAAAGCAUAGAGACCAGUCUGAUUCCUGUGAUUACCUGUACAGGAUGAGAGCCCUGGAUGCCAUCAGAGACACUGACCUCCCUUUUCGUGAACUGGGUGGGACGUCUACUGCUGUGACGGGGAAAAGAUUUCGGACGUGGCUACUGCAGCUACGUAAAUCACACUGCCUGUUCCGAAACAGCCAAGACAAGACAAGCUCCCUCAUCGACACAGUGUUAGAUGGUUACAACAAAGCUCGCCAUGGGUCAGAGGCUUUUGGUGAAGCUGAGUUUUUGAAAUACCAGGAAGCGCUGACUGAACUGGCCUCUGUUGUGAAGUCUCACAGCAGCAGCAGCAACACUCUGAGCCAGCACCAUCAGACCGCAGCCAAAGACUUGACCAUUACCACAGAGCCUGCGAGCCCCUCCACCUCCCCGACCCAAACCACCUACCUCACAUCUACAGCUCAGCAGCGCAGCAAGCGGUCCAGACACUUCCUGGAGUUAAAGAACUUCAAAGACAACUACAACACUCUGGAUAGUACGCUUUGAAAAACCUACAACAUCCGUCCAAAGGAAAAGUCAACGAUUAGUGCUGCCAGUGUAAAAGUGCCUAGAGUGAAGUCAGAAAGCACUGCCUUUAUGUACUAACCCAAAUUGCCUGGUUUACAGUUUACUACAUAUCAGACAUAUGUUACAAUGUGCUUUACCUUAAUGUAACUUGUGCAAAUAUUAUUGUUAAUGCACGCAUGCCUGCUGUAUUUGGGCAUAAAUAACUAAGACAAACAGCUAUAGCAAAUGAUGUUAAGAAGCAAGAGUGAUUUGACCAAAACACACCAGAGCUCUGGGAAUAUGCAACAGCAUUAGACAAUCAGUAUUUAUUGCACAAUAUAAGAGCCUAUGCACACUGUUAAAGUUGACUAACUGCAUGUACUGUAUAUAUCCCUUUAGUUACUCGUACUUGUGAAUGAGAAAGAAUGAGAAAGCCAGUGUUACUGGCCGGUUCACACUGAGAAAAACAUACACUGUCACUUGUGUUUACAUGUCUGUCUGUCCGUCUGUCUGUCUCUUCGAUGAAUUAAGCACCUCUUAUUUUUUAGCCUUAAAGUGUUGUUUUACAGAAGCCAUACUUGAAAACAUUAUUUUUCUGAUUGAAUUUUAAUCAUGUUCUGGACUGGUUUUAACUUUUUAAUCUUCUUUUCAGUGCAAUGUAAUUUAAUAGUAUUCCAGUUCUUAAUUGGAUUCUGAAUGUGAAAUCUUACACCUGAGGACGUCUCUUUGACAACGUAUUGUUUCUUUUAUGCUACAUUAGAGGUUGACUGGCAUCCAGUACUUAUUUGGGAGUAACAGUCAUCAGACAUGAAUUGUAAUGCCAGUUUUAUUUUGAGUGGUGCUCUCUGUACAAAUUGCCAUCCAAAUAAAAAGUGUAACAUACAAGUU